GGUAAAAUUCCCAGACUUGAACCAAACUUCUCCUCAUUCAGUCCAGCCGCUGCUAUGUGAGAUUUAAACAAAGGAAAGGUGGCCAAAGAGGAAGCAAGUCCGGGACUAGCAGGUGCUCAAGAUGGCUCUAGAGGAGGUAGGUCCACAGUGAUGCUGCUGGGAUGAGAGAAACUGUCCUUCAAGUCUGUUUAUGGGACUGCUCGUAUGUUUGUUUUUUUCCAGCUUUACGAUCAGGAAGACACACCAUUAAUUCCUCCACCAAAAGAUGCCGGAAAGCCAAGACAUACUAUGAUGUCUGCGUCUUUUAAUUUUAUUAAUUCUAUCAUUGGAUCCGGUAUCAUAGGUAGGCUGCUUCCUUUUUUUUCUCGUUUCGUUGAAAGAAACCUUCAAUCGUUGAUCUAUCUUGGGAACCCUUCACCCUGAGAUAAAUCAGUGAACUAAUUCUCUCUUUGGUCUGAGGAGAGCCUGCUUUCACUCUGUUCAGGCGCUUUCAGUCGUAAAGUCAGUGUAUCAUAUGACCGGCGCCUGCUGUCCCCAUUCACCCCUUUCAGCCCCAAAGUAUCCUGAGAGUUAUUAUCAGGAAGAACUAAACUCGGCAUGGGCUCAUCACAGCAUCUCACUGAAACGUUUCAGGAGCGUUAAAAGAAUUUUGAUGAGAGUAAUUUUUUAAUAUUUCUUUUAUUAGAGAAAAAGUUGAAUUUAAUUUUGGGAUUAAAUGCAUGUCGUUGCAGGAGAAUGAGAAAAAGUCUGCACAGUCUCCAGUAGACCACAAACUUAAAUUCAGAGCUUUUUGUUUCAUACAAUAAAUAAUAACAUGCUGAUCUUUUGUUGCAUUAAUAAGUAGCUCUGGGGGAUGUGAAGUUGCAGUGUUUUAGAGCGUAAUUUUCCUUUAGUCUGUCUAGUAACAACAUCAUGACUUUGAAUUUGACAGUUUUUCUAAUUUGAGGUCUUUGAGAGUCUUAAGGAGUUCUUGCUUACCUGGAUACUUGCUUCUAAACAGGUUUACCUUAUGCAUUGAACCAGGCGGGACUCCCCUUUGGCCUUCUGCUGCUAAUAUUUGUUGGCUUCAUAACAGGUGAAUACAUCAGUGGUGUCUUUAUAAAGUAUGUAGUUAUGAAUUUAACGUACAAAAACUGAUUGCAUCACGUCUUUCUUUGUGUGGCAGAUUAUACAAUCAUCUUACUUAUUAAAGGAGGAAACCUCUCAGGGACUAACAGCUAUCAAGCUUUGGUGCAGAGCACGUUUGGGUUCCCUGGGUUUCUGAUUUUAUCUGCACUGCAGUUCCUUUACCCUUUCAUUGGUGAGGUUUUCAAAGUCUGCACAUGCUAGGUUGAGAAUUUGGUCAUAUACACUUUUACCAGUGUUGUGCUGCUCCACUUCUUUUUUCUUUCUCAGCCAUGAUAAGCUACAACAUCACAACAGGUGACACAUUGACCAAAGUGUUUCAGCGAAUACCUGGAGGUAAAAGCCAGACACUAAACACAGAUCAUAUGUUAAAGCAAAUACAUACCAGUGCAUGUAGAGUAUUUAUACGCUUCAACUCACCUCUGCCUGUGUGUUCAUGUGUGAUAUUUGCAGUUGGCCCAGGUCACAUACUUGCAGAGCGUCACUUUGUGAUCCUGCUGUCAACCCUUGUUUUCACACUGCCUCUCUCACUUUAUCGAAAUGUAGAGAAGCUUGGGAAGGUAAAUCCAAGUAUCCCCAAUUCAAGAGUCAUUUUGUAACUUUCAAACUGCUUGUAAAACAUCCACAUGUGUCACCAGGUGUCCCUCGUGUCAAUGCUCCUGACUCUUACCAUCCUCAUCAUUGCAAUCAUCAGAGCUGCUACCUUUGGGCCACAGAUGUGAGAAUAAGUAUCCUGCAAUUUGCUAACCCAAACUGCCCUGUACAUGAAUGAAAUGAAAAUGCACUAAAAUGUUAUUUUUCUAUGUUUCUUAUGUACGACUGUGAUUUCUUUUAGUGCCCCUACACCAAAUGCUUGGGCCUUCGCAAAGUGGAAUGCAAUCCAGGCAGUUGGUCUUAUUUCUUUUGGUGAGUUUGUCUGCAUGAUGCCAGACUUAUUGAAUGAUAUUUUACCCCUUACCUUAGGUGCCACCCCAAAAUCCUCAGCUUUGGUCUGCUAUGUUGCUUAUCCCAAAAGCGAAAAUGUGAUAUAACAGCUGUAUGAUACUUAAUUGACAGUCAUUGGGGUAGCUAGAGACGACAGAGUGCAUGUGUGCAUGGGCCUUAACUUAUCAUUCAAGGCCCAUGGAAAUUUGACCCAGAAUGGUAAAAACUCACUCAGUUGGAAGUUCUGUCAUGCACUAACAUAAACCAAACCAUAGACUAAAACAUUGAGAAGCAUGAGAAGAAGAGCUGGUUCAAAAACAGCUAAUGUCAGAGUUUUUACUGUUUUCAAGACCACAGGGGCAGACCAGGAUUUGUUGACAUCCAUCUGGCUCUGCAUACAACUGUAAACAGUAUGUUUGGGGCCAUCUGCAGAGAGCAGAGAAUUGAAAGUUGGGGUUAUUGUCAGUUAUUUGACCCUGUAUCGUGGACUCAAAGUAGCCCAUCAUGUAUUUUGAAAAGUAGUGCACAAACAAUGAUCACUACAAGUGUCAUGUAUCAUCAUGCUAGGUGGAGUAAAGAUUACUGCAGAUGGAGUAUCUUGUUGGAAUUUGAUUCAGACUUUUCCUCGAAUCAGAAAGUAUAUACUCAAAUUUCAGGCUGUUUGAACGAGUGGAGCAGAUUUUUUUUAUGAUUGGUCUUAUUGCAUUUCAUCAAGCUACAUGUUUGAAUUGUGAAACAGCAGCGACUUCAUUAUCUGCAUACAGCAAGAUGAUCAAGUCAUGUCUGAGUGGACUUUUUUUGGUUCAUCUGGGUCUUAAGCAGCUUCUAACAGUCAAAAUUAGUCCACCUUCUAAUGUUCCUACGAAUCAGUCGUCCUUUUUACAUUGAGACUUCGUGGCCUCACAAAAAGUUCUGCGGUACCUUUGAGUCAAACAACACACAAAUGUAACGUUAGUAUCCUUGUGUGUUAUUUACAUAGUGUUAGUGAGUUGUGGAAGCAUGAGAGGCAUGGCAGGUCAACAAACACCCCACCAUACCUCUUGAGCAGUUACAUUGGUGAUAACAGAGGUGGAAGCAGGAAGUGUAAAGGGACUGAUGCUAAAUGAGUGUUAUGUUAGGUUUGCUAUGUUAGCCAUUUAAUGCACUGGAAAACUCCAUUUUCAACUCCAUAUCAGAAAAGCUUUCAAAAAUGUUAAUGACAAAUAUUUCAAGUUUGAUCAAAACAAAUUUCUAAUACUAUAAGAUGCUUUUGUUCUUACGAUCCAAACGAUAUAAGUAGACGGCUGUUGUGGAUUUGUGUUUGUAGUGGCUUUAGGUCAUUGAAUAUCAGGGCUGAAUGUAUUUUAUUAUUUUUUGGAUUGUUCCUGGCCUCCAACGGCCUGUAAUUAAUAAAAGCGGCUUUGAUUUAAAGUCAUUAAAUUAAUCCUAUCAAGGAGCCGAAGCCGCCAACUUUAAUUAACAGUCUUUGCUUAUUCAGCAUAGAUUCACAAUCCAGCUUUGCUACAUGGAGAUUGAGACUGCUAAUCCAGCUGGCACAGUGUCUGGAUAUUGUGUAGACAUUGCUGAAUAGCGUCACAACAUUUCGAGGAGUUUCUUUGGUGAUCAUAGUUUCAGUGAGACUCUGUAUGUUGAUGCAUUUGUGAUAGUAAGAGGAUCUCUGCAGUCUGUCUUGGUCUAAACACAUAUUGUGCUCAUAAAAAUUUCUAAUCCAGUGCCCUGAGGAUGAAAGCUGCUACAAAAGAGCCAUUUAAAUGGGGAUUUAGUUUGCUUUUGAAAAACAGUGUUGUAGUGCCUGUGCUAAGUCUCUCAGCUUUUAAGACUGAGAAGAUCUGUUUACCAUAAAUCGUACUCUGCAAUGAAGAAAGAGACCCUGCUUGUUCAUUUAAGGUGACAGAAAUUUACAAGUAAUACAUGAGUAUAUUCAAACUGUAAUGUUGCUGUGUGUUUCUGCAGCUUUUAUAUGCCACCACAACAGCUUCCUCAUCUACGGCUCUCUGGAGAAACCCACCGUAGCUAACUGGUCCCGGGUCACCCAUGCAUCGGUAGGCUCUGCGGUCAUAUUCAGCGCUGCAUUUGCUGUCGCUGGCUACAUCACCUUUACGGGUUACACUCAAGGUAUUGGCAUGAGAGGUGUUGUGUUUUUACUUUAAAAUGCAAGACACGCCCUGUUAUCUCAUAUUUCCACUUUUCAGGAGACUUAUUCGAGAACUACUGCAGAGAUGAUGAUCUAGCAACAUUCGGCCGCUUCUGUUUUGGCUUCAGCAUAAUAGCCACAUUUCCACUGGAGUGUUUUGUCACCCGAGAGGUAAGUGGUACUUUCUCUACAGCAGCCGUAGAGUUUGACUGUUUAACAUUUAUGUCUGUGAAGAGAAAUUGUGUUCAGCAUCUUAAAGGGAUAUUCUGACGUAAAAUUGAUUUAGGGUCAAAUGCACCUUAACACAGAGUUAGACACCCCCUCGAGAGAUGAAUGUUGCCGACCGCUUGCUUCUUUAGUUAUACCAACUUUAGUAACGACUGCAGGGUAGUAAUACACAGCGGUCUGAGGAGCUAUAAACAAACCUCAACCAAAAAGCCACUCUACAGCCACAAAUAAUGCUCAGAACUAGGCUGGCUGGGCCACCCAGUUGCGUGAAUCACUUGCCGUUCCUUCCCACAACAGUCUGGACUUCGGCCAAUUGGGAGCACUAAAAGUGGGCGGGAGUACUUUCCUUGACAGACAGACUGCUGUAACCAAUCAUCGUAACCAAACAUCUGACAUCAUCACAGUGCGCAAAUGUGUUCCCUGCUGGGCUCUCAAGUAUCAAGUAAAGGUUUGGUAAUAUUUCAACGUGUGCGAGCAAACAAUGUCUUUUACGUCUUUCUCUGCGGAUAUAAACGAUUUCUGCCGACUUUGCAAAGUCAACUGCAGAAUUAACGGCGUUCUGAAUGAACGGCACUUUGAAAAGUCCCGCAGCAUGUGUUAGACGUCACCAUCUACACAUAGAUCAAUCAGGGGCUGCCUUUCCCUGUUGUCCGGGGAACAGUGGAAACACAGUCACUGAUUGGCCCGUUUAUUUUCUGAUUUCUAAUACACGCUCCCAAUUGGCAGAAGUCCAGACUGUUGUGGGAAGGAACGGCAAGUGAUUCACGCAACUGGAUGGCCCAGCCAGGCUAGCUCAGAACAGCACCUAACUUCAUCAACAGUACAUAUAGGGUCCUAGCCAUAGCACUAGCCACCAAACAUCUUUUUAACUUUGCCUAAUUUCUUUAGCAAAGAGACUAAACACAACUCACCUACUCUCUUUCAGCAGUUGCUUGUUUGUAGCGAGACCUCGGGCCAGUCGAUUACGGACUGCCGCAAGGUGACACAGCUCAAGGAAGAACAUUUAUGAUCUUAAUCAUUUCCUUGAAGUUAUAAUCACCAUAAUAAUUUUGCACUGUAGUCGCGGUAGUUCUUCUGCCUUAGAGUCUUGGUCUGAUAGCAUUUCCAUGAAGAAAUGAUCAUAAAUGUUCUUCCUUGAGCUGGGUCACCCCACAGCAGUCUGUAAUGGACUGGCCUGAGGUCUCGCUACAAACAAGUGGCUGCUGGAAGUAGGUGAGUUGUGUUUAGUCUCUUUGCUAAAGAAAUUAGGCAAAGUUAAAAAGAUGUUUGGUGGCUAGUGCUAUGGCUAGGACCCUAUAUGUACUGUUGAUGAAGUUAGGUGCAUUAUUUGUGGCUAUAGAGUGGCAUUUUGGUUGAGGUUUGUUGAUAGCUCCUCAGACUGCUGUGUAUUGCUAUCGUGCAGUCGUUACUAAAGUUGGUAUAACUAGAGAAGCAAGCCGUCAGCAACAUCUAUCUAUCGAGGGGGUGUCUAACUCGGUGUUGCAGUGUGUUUGAUCCUAAAUUAAUUUUAUGCUGGAAUAUCCCUUUAAGAGUCCUGAGGUUGGUACUUUUGCAGCUAAUUUGAGGUGGUGGCUUGUCACUUUUUCCUAGAACUGGUAAAGAAUAUGAAUAACCUAAAAUAAGUGCAUAUGUGUAUUUAAGGGAAAAUUCUUUUUGAUAUUCUUGUCUGUCUUCCAGGUGGUUACCAAUGUCAUUUGCAGAAGGGAACUUUCAAAAAUGGAACAUGUGCUCGUAACUUCUCUUAUAGUUCUGGCUUGCACAUCAUUAUCUUUGCCCUAUGACUGUCUGGGGGUGGUUUUGGAGCUCAAUGUAAGCACUUUUAAAAGAAUCACUAUGUGCAAACAUUUGUUUUGAUUAAGGAGCAUUUAACAGUGUUCUUAUCUACUAUCCAGGGUGUCCUGAGUGCCACACCUUUGAUCUUCAUCAUCCCAUCUGCCUGCUUCAUCAAACUCUCCCCUGGCAGAAAGUUACAGUGUGAAAAUGUGCUUCCUUUCUUUUUGAUUCUGAUGGGCUUUUUUGUCAUGAUCACUGGUUUGAUCAUGAUCGCCCUGUACCCUCAAGACUGCUCACACGGUGUGGAGAUGUUCUACUGUCUACCAGACAAUUUUUCCAGCACCGAACCACCACCCAGGAACGACCGUCUGUUUGGUUAACCUUUUUUUUUUAAUUGACUGUAACACUGUGUGGCAAAAAUGGAUGCUUUAUAUGUUACCUCAUGUGGUGUGAUGUUGAAGUUUCCGUCAUAUUUCUUGUAAAUAAUAGUGUGCCUUAAUAUUUAUUGUGGAUUUUCCUCUUGGAGCAGGAGGGGAGUUGGUUGUUCCAUCCCUGAACGCCAGGUGUCACUAUAGACGAAUAAAAGGAAACACAAAAUAAGGA
Molecule: messenger RNA, 6787 nt
Organism: Xyrichtys novacula (pearly razorfish)
Lineage: Eukaryota; Metazoa; Chordata; Actinopteri; Labriformes; Labridae
Source: the annotation of a GenBank genome assembly